This is a messenger RNA of Syngnathus typhle (broad-nosed pipefish), 1439 nucleotides long. RefSeq names its product nucleoporin 42 (gene nup42). The coding region runs from base 139 to 1374 and encodes 411 amino acids. The transcript is spliced from 7 exons. Gene Ontology annotation, cellular component: nuclear envelope. The record is from RefSeq and is a predicted model, not a curated record. NCBI's taxonomy places the organism in Eukaryota, Metazoa, Chordata, Actinopteri, Syngnathiformes, Syngnathidae. Gene Ontology annotation, molecular function: nuclear export signal receptor activity; metal ion binding.
GCCGUCCGUUAGGGGGCGCAAGCUCUACGCUUGCUUUGUGGGCGAGAUGAAGAAACUAUUGACGUCAUUAUCCUGCGACUUUAAGUGGGAAGACUAAAAACAAAACUUUGUUGACUCCGAAUCCAAAGAGAAAGAAACAUGCCCGUGUGUAAAUUUUUUCUCCAAGGCCGUUGUCUUUACGGUGAUAAAUGUUGGAACGAGCACCCGAGAGGAGGCGGUGGAGGAUAUAAUAACUAUAAUCGCUCUUCGCCUCCGCAGCAGUCCCGAGGAGGUGGAGGGUAUGGCAACAAGGUUUGGGUGAAUCCCUCUCAGCAGAAAGGAGGCUUCAACCAGCAACAGCACUCCAGCCUGAGGGAUCCCAGGGGCAAUAUAGGACAGGACGUGAAGAGCUCCGAUUUUAGUUUCUCUUCCCAAAACAGAUUUUCGGCACUCGGCAACAAUAACAACUUUGAGAGCGAACGAAGGGGAGGAGGGGGAAGAGAAGCAACGGUAGCUGGUGAAGAAGACGAUGAACAGAAACUGGAGAUCAUACAGAGUGAUAUGAAGGCCUGGGAGAGCUCGGGCCAGUGGGGCUUCUCCUGUUAUGGUAGCUUCAAGACACAAUUAUCUGGUUUUACUGAUCUAUCUCCAGAAGAGCUUCGGCUGGAAUAUUACUCUACGAAAGCAUCAGGAGACAUGCAGAGUUAUGUGAGUGGUGUCAAUCUGUUGCUCAGUCAAUGGAGGAACAGAAUCCAGGAGCUCCUGCGAAUGAAUCCAGCCACUCGUGCAGCUUUGCUUGCAGAACUAAAGAAUCCAUCACAUCAGGCAUCGCCUAGUGGCUUUGGCUCAACAGCUUCCGGAUUUGGGUCAUCUUCAUUUGGUCAGGGCAGCACAGGAUUUGGGGCAGCACCAGUCCAGGCAAGCAUCAAUUUCAGUUUUGCUGCUCCGGCAGGUGGAUUCGGUUCCUCACCAGCUCCAAUAUCCAAGCCAACUUUUGGCAGCGCAAUCUCAGCCCCAACAGGUUUUGGUGCCCCCUCCUCGUCGUCUGCUUUCGGUUCAAGCGCUCCUUCGGCUGCAUCGUUCUCCUUCGCUUCUCCAGCCAGCAACCAGCCGGCGGCUCCAUCUUCAGGAUUUGGCUCGGCCGGAGGCUUCAGCUUCUCCUCCACUACAAACAACAAAGGCUCGUUUGGAAGCGGUUUUGGGUCCGAGGCACCCGCGGGAAGUUUAUUCGGACAGUCAAGUUCCUCCACGAGCGCCUCUGGAGGUGCCUCGGACAUGUUGUUCUCCCCCGAGAGCGAACUGAGCCCCGAAGAGCUGGAGCAGUUUAAAGCGCAGAGGUUUACUCUGGGACAUAUUCCCUUGAAGCCUCCUCCUGCUGAAAUGCUCCGGGUUUAAUUUAAAGCUUCAAAUUAUUUUAUGAUCACACCCAAAUAAAAAAAACAUUUAUCUGUUUUCCCGCA